AUGGAGGGCGACUACUGGGCUGUCAUCUGGGUAUCAGGAUUGAAAAAACGUACCAGGAAGGCCUUUGGUAUACGGAAGAAAGAGAAAGACAAUGACUCAACGGGGUCCCCAGACCUAGAGGGAGGUUCUCAGAGGAAGGCCAAUGGAGCCCCAAAUGGAUUCUAUGGCGAGAUCGACUGGGAAAGAUAUAACUCUCCCGAGUUGGAUGAAGAAGGUUAUAGCAUCAGACCUGAAGAUGAGGCAGAGCAGGCAAAUUGCCACAAGUCCCACUUCUUCUCAUCUGAUGAGUCUGAAGAAGAGGAGGACCAAAGGAAAAAGUUCAAAAUUAAAAUUAAGCCACUCCCAUCUGAUCAAGUUGUGGCAGCACCCUCGUUUGAGGAGCUUAAAGCUUCCAUAGGCAACAUUUCUCUAUCCCCUUCUCCUCUGAAGAGUCCGAGACGUAGCCCGGGGUUGAAAAGUAACACCUCCGGUGAAGAAAUUGUCAGACCAAGACGUGUUGUUUCCACUGUGACCCCCACACUUGGUGUUGCUCCAAAAGCCCCCAGCAGCCAGCAGACACCAGCCUCUGAAGAAACUGCUAAUUUAUUUGGGCCCCCAUUGGAAACUGCAUUUGGUGAACAAAAAACGGAAGUGGUUCUGUCUGAGUCUGAUGUGUGGGGGGCUUCUGUGUCAGAGACUGACUCCUCUGUGACAAGAGCUUUCCCCACAGGAACUCCACCACCACUUCCACCGAAGAAUGUCCCAACAUCUCCUCUGACAACUGACACUGCCUCUCCAAAUGACACCGAAGCUGAGAAUUCCACAAGAAAGACAUCUAUACCUGACUUAGAUAACCUGUUUGGUCCAGAGCAGGUUCCUUCUGCAAAUGAGGAUGCAGGUGAUACCUGGGUGUGCUUUAGUGAGCAGUCUCCUGACCGCCCACCUCUACCAAAGGAGCCAGCACCUCCAGUUUCCUUAUCCCCACCUCUUCCAGAGGAAGCAGCACCUCCAUCGCAAGCCUCCCCACCUAUUCCUGACUCUCCUGCCACAACUUUACAUGUAUCACCUCCUCCCCCAGAAGACACAGCAGCUCAUCUCUCCGAACCUGCUUCUCCAAAAGAAGUUCCGGUUUCCCCUCUCGCAAUCUCCUCUCCACCCUCAGAGGAACCUGCUGCACCUUCUUUUCCUUCUGGGCCUUCUACACCUAAGGACCAAAAGCCGGUCUCGCCUACCACUUCGUCACUCCCUUCACCUAAAGAACUUUCAUCUCCUCUAACUUCAACACAUCCGCCUGUUGAUUCGCCAACCAGCAUCCCAACAGUUCCCAAAACAAAUACGCCUCCGUCAGGGACUUCACUUGAAAAGGAAUUAGCAACAUGCUCCAUUCCACCAGUCCAGACAAGGAAUACAGAUGAAAAAAGACACAAAAAGGAUGAAGGUGAAAUUGCCACUUCACCCAAAGAUGCAAGCCAGGGUACCAGAACUACGCCUCCAACACCCCCUCCUCCAACGUACCGAGCAGUGGUCUCAUCACCUGGUCCAACUUCAGUAGGUGGUUCGAAAAGCGGUUCGUCAUCUCCAGUGCGGCCUGCAACGCCUACAACAGUCAACCCUACUCCACCUCCUCCUCCACCCCGGCCCCCAUCACGACCCAAACUUCCUCCUGGAAAGCCAAGUGUAGGAGAUUCCAAUCGUCCAUUUAGUCCACCCAUUCAUGCGGCCAGCCCCCCUCCUAUUGCACCUUUGGCCCGGGCAGAGAGCACCUCUUCCAUCUCCUCUACAAACUCCCUGAGUGCUGCUACCACUCCCACCGUCAGUAAGGACCUCUCUGUAUCAGAAGACGAUGCUUAUGUAGACAAGCUGCCUUCAUUUGGGAGACAUUUUGAUUCAUUUGCAGAGAAUGACCAGCCAUCCCUUGUAUGGUUUGACAGAGGGAAGUUUUAUUUAACGUUUGAAGGCUGCUCCAGAGGGCCGAGUCCUCUCACCAUGGGUGCUCAGGACACGCUCCCCGUGGCUGCUGCGUUCACAGAGACAGUCAAUGCCUUUUUUAAAGGGGCUGACCCUGGCAAGUGUGUUGUGAAGAUUAUAGGUGAGAUGGUUUUGUCGUUUCCAGCGGGAAUCACACGGCACUUUGCCAAUAACCCGUCCCCCGCCGUGCUAACCUUCAGCAUAACCAACUACAAUCGACUGGAGCAUGUGCUGCCUAACCCCCAGCUACUUUGCUGCGACACCGUCACACAAGCCAAGGCUGAUGCCAAGGACUUCUGGGUGAACAUGCCAAACCUGAUUGCUCAUCUAAAGAAGGUAUCUGAGCAGAAGCCACAGGCAACAUACUAUAAUGUGGAUAUGCUGAAGUAUCAGGUAUCAGUACAGGGUCCUGUGUCAACUCCCAUUAAUCUGGCCGUGAACUGGCGGUGUGAACCCACCAGUACAGACCUGAGGAUAGACUACAAAUAUAACGGCGAGGCCAUGUCAACGCCGAUGGCGCUUAACAAUGUACAGUUUCUUGUCCCGGUUGAUGGAGGCGUUUCCAAACUGCAAGCUGUAUUACCUCCAGCUGCAUGGAACGCAGAGCAGCAAAGAAUCCUGUGGAAGAUUCCAGAUAUCUCCCAAAAAUCAGAAAAUGGAGGUGUGGGAUCUUUGUUAGCCCGCUUCCAGCUAACAGAAGGCCCGAGUAAACCAGCUCCACUGGCUGUACAGUUCACGAGUGAGGGCAGCACAUUGUCAGGCUGUGAUAUUGAACUGGCUGGGCCUGGGUAUCGUUUCUCACUUGUCAAGAAGAGGUUUGCGGCUGGAAAGUACCUGGCGGACAACUAA
Nerophis lumbriciformis (worm pipefish) is the source of this 2796-nucleotide messenger RNA. Lineage: Eukaryota; Metazoa; Chordata; Actinopteri; Syngnathiformes; Syngnathidae. The record is from RefSeq and is a predicted model, not a curated record.